AUGGAUAAAAGAGCAGAAGGAACACAGUAUGUCAGUGUGGAAGGAGGAUUGAGUAGGGUGGUGGACACAGAUCUACCAGACAUCCAACGAGGCUUGAGUUAUUGGAUCAGCACAAAGGAGCAGGUCCUGACGGCGUACCCCCACUGGGUACUUAAGCAUUGUGCUCACAUUUUGGCACCACACCUUGCUCUGCAUUUUGGGGCCUUACUUAGAUCAGGUGUCUUUCCUGCCGUUCUCAAGCAGAGUUAUAUUGUUCCGAUUCACAAGUCAGGUGACAAAGCAAAUGUUAUGAACUAUCGUCCUAUAUCUAUUCAACCUGCCAUUGCUAAAGUGUUUGAAAGUGUUGUUCUCGACUUCCUCUACUUUCGGCUUAGCCGUUGUAUGGUAAUGGAACAGCAUGGAUUCAUGAGAGGGACGCUCGACUGUGACGAAUCUUCUUCAAUUCCAGGAAGUCGUCACACUUCUGCGCUUGUUAGCGGUCACCAAGUGGACUGCGUCUACCUGGAUUAUGCCAAAAGCAUUUGA
Homalodisca vitripennis (glassy-winged sharpshooter) is the source of this 525-nucleotide messenger RNA. RefSeq lists its product as uncharacterized. The transcript has 3 exons. The coding region runs from base 1 to 525 and encodes 174 amino acids. The record is from RefSeq and is a predicted model, not a curated record. NCBI's taxonomy places the organism in Eukaryota, Metazoa, Arthropoda, Insecta, Hemiptera, Cicadellidae.